CAGAAUGUUGAAAAGAUUCAAUAUCCACCUGUAGAACUGCCAUGAAUGCUAGCUUAAAGGGUCAAGAAACUUCAAUGGACGUUGCUGCCUCUUGGGCGGAGGAAAUGAUAUUGUCCAAUGAUUCAGAUCUUUACUCAUUCAAUAUGUCUCCAGUGACUGAAUUCCCUCCUUUUCAAUUUCGCCCUUAUUAUGGGGACAAGCUGGAAGCAUACCGAAAUUUCUACUCAUCGCUGCAUGGAUACAUCAGCCUGACUGUUUGCCUCUUCGGAAUCACCGCAAACGUCAUGAACAUCAUCGUCCUAACCAGGAAAAACAUGAUUUCCCCAACAAAUGCCAUUCUCACGGGACUGGCAGUUGCAGACAUGAUGGUCAUGUUCUCAUACGUCCCGUUUAGCUUCCACAACUACAUUAGAACUGAUUUAGACGAAAAAGAUAAAUACUCAUUCGGAUGGGCUGUGUUCACGCUGUUCCAUGCACACUUCACCGUUGUGAAUCACACCAUUUCAAUAUGGCUGACCGUGACGGUAGCCAUUUGGCGGUUUAUGGCCGUUUGUUAUCCAGCUCCAACAAUGAGGUGGCGAGGAUUGGCGAGGGCAAGAAUCGCCAUUUGUCUCACGUAUUUAUCUUGUGCUUUGUUUUGUAUCCCUGUUUACAUGACUUUUACUGUAGCUUCAUACAAAGAUAGAGAAGGAAACAUGCUUUAUAAAGUAGAUUUCAGCGAAAUCGCCAAACGGCACGAUGAACUGCUCGCCAAUAUUAACUUUUGGCUGUUCAGUGUGAUAACGAAAUUAGUGCCGUGUGUGGCUCUUACAGGACUCAGUUUGGGACUAAUAAGGGUUCUUUAUGAAGCUAACUUAAGGCGGCAAAGGCUAAAGGUUAGCUCAGAAACUGAUAAAAGUCACGACAGAACCACAAAAAUGCUGCUGGCAGUACUUUUACUUUUCCUACUGACGGAGUUCCCAUCUGGCAUGAUAGCUUUAUUAAGCGGCGCGUUAGGAAGUGAGUUUUUUAGUAAUGUUUACCUCAAUUUUGGAGAAACAAUGGAUAUUCUGGCUUUAGUCAACAGCGCUGUAAAUUUCAUAAUUUAUUGUUCUAUGAGUCGGCAAUUUAGAGAUACCUUCGCAUUUUUAUUUCUCACUCGUUGGAGUAAAGGAAAAUGGGCUGCCAUACCUCCAGCCGAGCCGACACAAACAUUAGGAACUGCGUGCGUCUAAAAUUAGAAGAAGAAAAAAAUCAUUUCACACAGAAAAAAUUUAAUCAUAUUUAUUUCAAUCUAUUGCCUAAAAGUAAUCACUACCAUUUUGUUGAAAAAAAAUCAAGUUAUAAGUGGAUGCAUACAACUAUCAAAACUAAUGUAACCUAGAAAUUAUUCUACACAUCAAUGCAUUUUAAGAUUACAAAAUCUUCAAUGAUUUAUUUAAAGACAAACUGCUAGCUUCAAUUAUCAGAAGUGCAUGAAAUUGUAUGUACAGUAUUAAUUCUUAGAUUCCAAAACACAACACAAAAGAAUAAAAAAACAGUUGUUUUCUAACAAGACAGCAGGUAUUAGUGUGAAUUAUAGAUCUUAUAACAUCUGAAAUCCAAAGUAUUAAACCUUAAAAGUAUAGAGAGACAAAAAAUGGAGGUACUUAAGUAAAUUAAGAUGGUGGGAAAUUAAGAAACACAUUGGAAUGUAUAUUCUAGAUUUUCAUUAGCCUAGUGUGUUGGAAACACUGAAAUUCUGGUAAUUUGACUAGGGAAACCUUAUUUUAUCAAUGAAAAGAUGCUUAUGAAUUGGAUAAAGGUCAUUGUACAAGAUUGUAGGUAAAUUGUUGCAUCUUAGUUAAGAUUUUAAUUAGUAACCUGCUAAGAUAACAAUAUACUUAGCUGCAUCGCACUUAAAAGUUUAAAAUUUUUGAAUAAUUUUUUUUUCUUGUCCUGGAAAAAAAAAUAUAAUGUACCAUUUUGGAUCUUAUAAUGAUAAUCCCUCAGCUCUCGUGACUACAUAGAUAUAUAGAAGCACAUGAGUCUAAACAAAGAAAUUGGAGAACGAAAAAAAAAGUGUUUGUAUUUGGUGAUGUUUGAUAUUUCAUGCAUUAACAACUGAAUCAACCCCAUACAUUUACAUUUCUCUUCAACCUUGCUUUUUUAUGACUUGCCUCACUGAUUUUUUUCAUUGAGGAGUUGCAAAGGUAAAAGAAAAUCAAAGUGAGUCCGCUUGUUCUCAUAAGCAUAUGUGACAUUAAAAAAUCAUAUGUUAUUUGCUGCAAAUGUUUAAAUGCUAUUAAUUGUGGCUCAACACAAUAUGGACUGCACUCGCACAUUUAAUUUACUAUUUUGAAAAGAAAAAAGGAUAUGUGUUUAAAGGCAUAAAAUUUCAACGACAGUUGCUAUUUCAAAACUAUACCCGACACUUGGCCCGGAUACACCAGUAACCAAAAAGACGCUUAAUCCAUUUCCUACUAUAAGAAAGGAAGAUGUAGGUUCUGGUAUCUCAAUGUCUAAUACUCAUCGAAAUUCUUCUUCCGAGUUUUCCUAAAUGUAUACUAUUCAGUAAGUGGAUUUGGAAGGAUCACUGUUAGAAGUCCUCCGGGAGGGCAGCUUUCCAUCAGGGUUUUCUGAAAUCGGAAAAGAAACUAAGUAAGCGGCAUAGCUCGUUGAGGCUUUAGGGCUUCUAAGAAAAAAUAGUUUAAAAAAAGCUAGUUUCAAAUGAGCCCAGCUUUUCUUUGUCGUCUAAUAGAAGGAAAUUUGUAUGAACAAUCAGAAUUUUCUUCCUUCCCAGAAGGAGCUAAAUUUUCGAUGAACCUUAAUUUAACCUAAGCAUAAAGAUUUAUAAAAACUCCUCUGUUAAAAAGUUUUUUUUUUUUUUUUUAACUAAAAACAAUUCAAAGAAUAAAAUAAACAUUGAUAUUUAUUUUUUUUAUUUCUGAAUUAUUUUUUAUUUCUUGAUUAUUUUGAACUAAUGGUAAAAAUUAUUUGGUUUAUUUUUUUUAAAUUAACUGUUUCAAUAUUUUUAGUAUGUGUUUUUAUUUAAAUUUUUGUCAAUAAUCAUACGGGUUGAGAAAUUAGAUUGUCAAUUUAAUUUUCAUGUUAUUUUGUGUUUAUUUAUUAAAUAAUUAAUUUAUUUAUUAUUCGAUCAUUUUUUAUCAAUAGCCAUUUUCAUGUUAAAAUUUCAGGGAAAGUUUUUUUCGCUUUUGCUUUUUUUACUCAUUUUAUGCAACUGCGACGUUUAAUUAUUCAUCUUCGUUAUUUUCUUCAUACAAAUUGACACUCUGGAAAGUUUGAGAAUUUUCUCAAUCGAAAUCGUUUAACAUUUUUUAAAAAUGCAUUUUGUCUAUUUAUUCUUGCAAACAUUUACCUCAACAUAAAUUUGUUUUAGGACAAGGUACAAUUUGUUUUGAAAGAGAAAUUACUAUUUGAAUAUUUUCUGGCAGUUUUGUUGAUUAAUGUUUAACUUAUAAGAGCGUGAAAGAAAAACUCGGUAGUGUAAUCCAUAAAAGCAAAAAAAAUUUUAGUUUCAACAGUUUGUUAUUUUCACAUUUUUUUUCUCGAUCUUAAACAAUUGGGCAGAAAAUAAUAAAUGUAGGUAGAGCAAAAUUUUCCAUGCUCUAUUCAAUAUACUUAUUUCAAUAUGCUAUUGAGUUAUUACACUAAGAGUAAAUGUAUUGUAAUCAAUGUUGAAUAAUUCUAAAUGGAAUUAAUCAGGAGAUAAAUUGAGUUACUGUUUACAUAGAUAACUGAGCAACUUGAGUUUGAAAAUGCAUAUACAUAUUCAUAUCAACUGUACUUUCAGUUUGGAAAAAAAAUGUUGGAUUUAAAAAUACAAGUACUGUUAUAACAGCUCAAUUUUUUUCCUUUAUAACUUAUCGCGAUAGUUAAAAGUUUUUGCAUCUGUAUCGUAAAAAAAUAGCAUAAUAAACCUAAAUAUACGCUUUCGAAAAUAACAGAGCAAUUUUAAUUUCGUCUACAAAUUUACCAGAUAAUAUUAAAAUGUUAAAUUGGAGGGAAAAGAUACGGUGUCGAAAAAAAAAGAAAGAAAGAAAGAAAAGGCAUUUGUGCACAGAAUAGCGGGGUAAGUUACUUCUGGCUAUAUGUCCGUAUUUUUCAGCAUAAAAAACACUUUGUAUUUAAAUGUUAUAUGAUAUUUUCCAAAUGCAUUUGCAGCUAUAACUCCAUUUAAUCUUUCGUGUAAUUUAAAUUAGUUUAUAAUUAUUUAGAGUUUAAAUGUGUUUGCUAAGCUAACUGUGUUUGCUAUACCUCCAUUUAAUCUUUCUCGUGAAUUAAAUUAGUUUAUAAUUAUUUUAAGUUUAAAUGUGUUUGUUAAGCUUUUGUGAUAAAUGUUUAGAUGUUUUAGGAAACAAAAUAUGUUUAAAUUACUGAUACAUUUUAUUUAAAUAAUUGAAGUGUAAUCUGCAUUUCCGUUUUAAGAGACGAAGAAUCUUACAAUAAUAACAAUGUUAUUUCAAGUGCAGCCUUAAUCAAAGAAAUCGGGGCAACACAUGGACAGCUCUAUUUUUGCUUGUUUUGCUUUUUACAUUGAAACAUACGAAGAAAAAUGUUAUAUUUCAUUCUGCAGAAGAACGAGACAACUCCAACCAGCAUUCCAUGAGAUAUUUUUGCAAGUAGCAGUUACAGGUAACGUUUCGGAAGAAAGCAAAGAAAAACUUUUCUUAUUUUGUAGCAAUAAUUUAAAACAUUUUUUUUAAAACAGCAAUCGCAUUGUUUUCUUAUUACAACCAAACAUUCCUUAGAUUAUUAAUAAAAAUCUAAAAUCCAGUUGGAUUGUUUUUAGUAUCUUAAAGCAAGAACAGGACAUGCCGAAUACAUAUCAAUUAACUGUACAGUGCAAGGAUCAUAUUUUAUUAGCAUGGCAUUGAAAUUUUUUUUCAUGGUCAAAAAUUCUUACGGGAUAUUGAUUAAUUUCAAAAAUGAAUUGUUUGAAUAUUUCUGUUUUGCUGAAGGUUUUUAAAAAAGUAAAUAUGUCUCCUUAUUGCACCGAGGUCAUCAACUAAAGGAUAUUUUGUAAAUAAUGUGCAUAAAUCUGCAAAUAUUGCUUUUUUACUUAACUGAAAAGAAAAUACUGACAAAAUGAAAAACCAUUUUAUGGGAUAUUAAUUUAAGACAAUUAUAUUGGUUAAACAGAGUUUACAGAAUUGGUUAAACAGACGAACGAAUAAUCAAAACUUGAUUUUUCGUUCUUCUACUUCUCUUCUUUUUGCGAUGUGACUAUGUUUUCGUUUUUUUGAAAGCAAGUGGUUUGUAAUUAUUGUCUUUCUUUAUGUGUAUGCAAGUCAUUUUCCAUCGUUAAAGCAUGGAAAAUUUAAAAUCAUGAAAAUUUUCAUGGACAAAAAAAAAUAGAUAACAUGCAAAAGUAUACUUGAACUCUGAUUUAUUAAAAGCACUGUUUCAAAUCAUGAAAAAAGAUAUAUCAGUUUAUUGAUGUUGAAAUCGGUACAGUUGCUGCACGAAAGUUUUCUGUACCUAACUGCAAUCCUCACAGUAUGUGAUCUAAGACGGGAAACAGAAUUUCAUCUGCUGUUCAAGUUUUUCAGAACUCAAAUACAGUCGGACACCGAUUUAACGAAAUCAUCGGGACUGAAUCUUUUAUACGUUAAAUCGGGGUUAUUCGCAAUAUCGGAGUGCGAAAAAAAAUUACACUUACUUUACCAGGAAGCCGUAAUAAGCAAUUGCGCAAAAAUAUCCAUAAUCAAACAGUGUGCAGUUUUUAUUCUGUAUUCCGUGACUUAUUACACAGUAAUUAAUUUGAAAUUUUAUUGAACUUAAUAACAUAUUUUGACAAUUUUUUGAUACUACUUGACUCGAAAUAGUUUUGACUUCACGGAGAGAAAGAAAAUUCUGUGUCAUUUACAGCCUUCUACGUGAGAUAUAUUUUUAGUUUCCAUUCUAUGUAAAGCAUUAGAAAAAAUAACAGUUUUAAUGAGAGUUUCAGUAUCGCUUUCUGCAUCAGAAUAUAUAUUUGAUUCUGGUUUCUCAGGAUCUUUGGUUGACCCCUCGCCCGUCAAACAUUGUUGAUUACAAGGAAAGUCUUUUUCUGCUUUGGAAAAGACAGAUAUAUCAUUUGGGAAAUAAUACAAUAUUUUCUAACUCAAAGUAACGAAAAAAAAAUUUUUUUUUUCGGCUGUUACAAUAAUUUGUUAAUUCGGGGUUCCUUAUUCGGUGAAUCGGGGUUUUUGCCUUCAUUUCAGUCGGAGAAAAAGAAAAAUUCACUAAAACGCGAAAUUCGUUAAACAGAGGUUCAUUAAAUCGAGGUCUGACUGUAUUUAGAUCUCAAAAUCAUAAGUUAAAUUUUGCAUACCAAUGAACAAACUGAUAAACUAAAUGGAAUUCUAGUCUUAUACUUGUGUAAAGAGAGUUGUAUGUCUCACAUUUAGAAAAGUAUGCGAAAAGAAGGAAUAUUUAUUCGCAUGCAAGAGGCGGCUUUACACGUACUUCGUCGUUUUCUUCAAAAUGAUUCCAAGCUAUUUUUGUAUACUGCAAAAUAAAUAGCAUUACAAUAUUGAUUGACAUGAAACUGAGUUGUGUAUGAAGAAAAAAGUGAUAGUCACUUACGUGUAUCAACUUUACCGUAUGUGUCCUGCGUAUCGUGAAAUUAUUGUAUAAACUGAAAUAAAUGUACUUAAACACC
Uloborus diversus is the source of this 6625-nucleotide messenger RNA. RefSeq names its product G-protein coupled receptor dmsr-1-like. The record is from RefSeq and is a predicted model, not a curated record. Bases 42 to 1214 code for a protein of 390 amino acids. Gene Ontology annotation, biological process: G protein-coupled receptor signaling pathway. The transcript has a single exon. Gene Ontology annotation, cellular component: membrane. Gene Ontology annotation, molecular function: G protein-coupled peptide receptor activity. NCBI's taxonomy places the organism in Eukaryota, Metazoa, Arthropoda, Arachnida, Araneae, Uloboridae.